This is a messenger RNA of Mesocestoides corti, 1767 nucleotides long. The record is from the annotation of a GenBank genome assembly. Lineage: Eukaryota; Metazoa; Platyhelminthes; Cestoda; Cyclophyllidea; Mesocestoididae.
AUGACGCUGGUCAGUGUCAUAUUCACAGGCAGACUUGGAGAGAACGAAUUAGCUGCUGUAGGUCUCGCCUUGUCCAUCUUCAACGUCACUGGCUUCUCCAUCAUGCAUGGUCUUCUCUCAACCUCCAUCACCAUCUUCUCCCAGGCAAGUUAUCCUCUUUUGACGGUUCCGACGUUCGGCAGUGGAAACAAAUUUCAAAUGGGCACUGAGCUUCAGAAAGCCUUUUACAUUGCCUCAAUUUGCUGCCUUUGCUGUUGGGGCAUCUUUCUUUCCAUCGAGCCUCUCCUCCUGGUCAUUCGGAUCAAUCCGCUCAUUGCAAAGAUGGCCGCGGAAUACCUGGUCUAUAUGAUGCCAGCUAUGAUUUUUGCUUCCAUUGCCAGCGUGAUGGAAAAAUACGUUCAGUCUCAGAAUAAAAUGAUGCCACCUCUAGUGGUAGGAGCAAUUACCAAUGUCAUCAACGCAAUUCUACACUACCUCCUUCUAUUCCAAGCUAAACUUGGUAUCAAAGGAUCUGCCAUUUCACAGUCUACGAGUUUCCUUUGUGCUGCCUCCCUAAUGAUGGCGUACUUCUACUUUUCAAAACUCUACAAAAAUACCUGGAAUGAGGCGGAAUUUGUUGAAGCAGUCUCAGAGCUUGGCCUAUUUGAAGUUGAGCCUUUAAAGUACUGACAGGCUCGACUUGAGGCCUCGAGCUUCAUGAGAAGGACGUCUUCUUUGUCAAUUGAGACCCCCGGUUUUAGCCACGAAAUGUGGUAUGACUGGGGGAACUGGCUGAAACUCGGCAUUCCUGGUCUCGCCAUGAUAGCGCUGAAGUGGUGGUACUUUGAACUUGGACUCAUUCUUGUCGGCCUGGGGGUAGCGUGCAGCAUAAUAGUUGGCCAAAGUCUCGGAGCGGGCAAGGCCUCAGCCCCACCUUCCACCAUUUUCGCUGGACUGCUUCUUACCACUAGUGGUAUGGUGACGGUUGCGAUCCUACUUGUUGUCCUUCGGUGGCACGUGCCGAAGAUUUUUACUUCCGACCCAGGAGUGAUUUCCAGAGCAGCUCAAUGUUUACCCCUCCUCAGCGUCUUUCUGAUUUUCGAAGGUGCUGUGGGUGUUAUGGGCGGGGCCUUUCGCGGCGCGGGACUCCAACCAGUGGGUGCCCUGAUUGUUUUCGUUUGCCUCUACCUCUUUUCGGGACCCCUAGGAUUUUGGCUUCUUCUCUCAACGCCACUGAAACUCAUGGGCCUUUGGGUUGGCUUCGUGAGCGGGCUUUUUGCGAUGUCCUCCGUGUACCUCAUUGUCCUUCUGCGCACCAAUUGGCAACAGCAAACCGUUCUGGUAUAUUCCAAUUCACACAUUUCAACGAAAUUGUUUAAGCCAUUGCGAUGUCAUGCUGAACGAACAAGUACGCGUAAAAACGAGUCACAUGAUGACCAGACGGAUAUUGUUCAGACUAUCUCAGAUGACGCGGACAUCUCUGUUGACGAAAAAAAUGAGCUCAGGGAGAAUUAUUCAGACCCCAGCGUGACUGAGCAUGCCGUGGAGAACGGACACAGCCGUCAUCUACCCUUCCGCAUCCUCGUUUCACGAGGCCUCCUCACAUUCAGCAUGCUUCUCGUGUUCGUCUGCGGUCUAACGCUCAAACUGUCUCUCCCUCUGUCUGACGUUUUCGGCUCUUACUGCCUGCACGCCAACGGCACCUUUGUUUCCAUUCCGUCUAACUUCACCACUGACGACAUAGACAUAUUUGCGCGGACUAAAAAUUGCACAAUUUUCACACCCUGA